This is a messenger RNA of Microstroma glucosiphilum, 2170 nucleotides long. Its product is annotated as glycerol kinase. Bases 442 to 1983 code for a protein of 513 amino acids. The record is from RefSeq and is a predicted model, not a curated record. Gene Ontology annotation, biological process: glycerol metabolic process; triglyceride metabolic process; glycerol-3-phosphate biosynthetic process. Gene Ontology annotation, cellular component: mitochondrion. The transcript has a single exon. Gene Ontology annotation, molecular function: glycerol kinase activity. Lineage: Eukaryota; Fungi; Basidiomycota; Exobasidiomycetes; Microstromatales; Microstromataceae.
UGAGGAGGGCAGGACGACUGGCAUUGUGCCUGCGCCUUGCGUCCUAGGGCGGCCCCCUCCGGCUAAGCGGGAUGUUCAUGGUCGGUCCGGACGUGGAGAGGAAAAGAGAAAGGCAGCGUCGGUGAUCUGCGUGUGACGUCGGAGCCAGGCACACACGGAAGGGCCACCAGCACACUCGCCCGCCCACCCGCAGGCACAAGAGCAACCAACAGCAACACCCACCUCGGUCCUUUGCUUGUUCCUUGAUCCCCGCACUGCCGCCCUCGUUGCUUGCCUCCCUCAUUUUCUCACCCUCGCCCUUCUACCACCAAUCCCAAGAAGCGUCCUUCCCCACUCUUCUCUUCUUCUUCCCCUCUUCCCCGCAUCCUUCCCCACCUUCACUACCCCGCUCCCUCCCUACCUACCACCAACACACCCACCCACGCUCUCACCCCGCUCAGCAUGGCACCUUCUACAAAGGACCUCAUCGGUUCCAUCGAUGCCGGAACCACCUCUGUCCGCUUCAUGCUCUUCGACGAAGAAGGAACCGUCGUCGACUACCACCAGCUGGAGUUCACUCAAUUCUACGACCACCCAGGAUGGCAGGACCAAGAUCCCCACGAGAUCGUAGACAAGGUCAAUGAGUGUAUCGAACAGACCAUUGCAAAGGUAGAAAAGAAGGGAGUCUACACUCGCAAGGAUGUCAAAGUGUGCUCCGUCACCAAUCAGAGAGAGACUACAGUAGUCUGGGACAAGGCUAGCGGCAAAGCCCUGACCAGGUGCAUUGCCUGGCCCGACACACGUACAGCACACACCGUCAAGGAGCUAGCAAAGAAGCACCCAAAGGGCGUCGAUGCCGUAAAGUGGGAGACUGGCUUGCCCCUCUCCACCUACUUUGCCGCAACCAAGCUUCGUUGGAUGCUCGACAAUCUGCCCGAGGUGAAGAAGGCUCACGAUGAAAAGACGAUGCUCUUUGGAACGGUAGACUCGUGGUUGGUGUACAACCUCACAAAGGGUGCAGCACACAUUACCGAUGCCUCGAAUGCCUCGCGGACGAUGUUCAUGGAUCUACGAAAACAGGCUUGGGACCCCAAGCUGUGUGAGUUCUUUGGCGUCGACCCAGACAUUCUCCCCACGAUUAAGAGCUCGGCAGAAAUCUAUGGAAAGGUGGAAGAGGGAGCUCUAGCCGGUGUGGACAUUGGUGGAAUUGUAGGUGAUCAGCAGGCAGCCUUGGUAGGACAAAAGUGUCUCAGCCCAGGAGAGGCAAAGAACACCUAUGGUACUGGAGCCUUCCUCCUCUACAAUACAGGAGACAAGGUCGUAGACUCCCACAAUGGUCUCCUCUCCACCAUUGCCUACCAAGCUGGUCCCCACGCCCAACCUCAAUACGCCCUCGAGGGAAGUAUCGCCGUUGCUGGAUCGGCCAUCAAGUGGCUUCGUGACAAUUUGCAAAUCAUCAAGGAGGCUUCCGAGGUAGACUGUGCUGCCCAAGUCGAAGCAGCAGAAUGCGUCUUUGUCACUGCCUUUAGCGGUCUCCUCGCACCCGUAUGGGAUUCUACCGCUACUGGAACCCUCAUUGGUAUCAGUGGAUUCCACGACAAGCGUCACAUCUGUCGCGCCGUUUUAGAAGCAGCUGCCUUCCAAACCAAAGCCGUACUAGACGCAAUGGAAAAGGAUUCUGGUGUACCCCUUCGCGCCUUGAACGUGGAUGGUGGAAUGACCAACUCGGACGUCUUUUGUCAAUUGCAAGCCAACAUCUUGGGAUUGGCCGUUGAGAGACCAGCAAUGAGAGAGACGACGGCAUUGGGAUCAGCACUCUUGGCAGGUCAAGCAAAGGGAUUGUUUGGUUGGGAUUUGAGUAGACCAGAGACUCUCAAGAGGGUCAAUAUGGCUGGAAGGGAUGCAUUUGAACCAAAGAUUGAUGAGGCAAAGAGGAAGGAAUUACUCAGACAGUGGUGGAGGGCAGUGGAGAGGUCCAGGGGAUGGCACGAGGACUCCGUCUAGGCAUCUGCUCACCAGUCUGCCUUGGAGGUAGGUAGGUAGGUAGGUAGGUGUUGGGCAGGAAAGGACGGUAGGAAGGAAAGGGAGGUGCAAGGCAAGGGCAGUGGCAGUGUAUACAGCACAGACGAAAAGAAUCUUCCAUCGCAACGUAUUUAUUCAACACGCAGUGUUUGCGCAAAAGGCUAAGUGA